AUAUAACCUAUCCACAUCCACAGCUGAACCUUAACGUGCAGGAGGCACGACGUGCAACUCCGCAAAGCUCAAAGGACCCAACUGACAACUCCGAUCCGAGGCCCCGCGACGGACCGGCUGCCGGCGAGGUGGAGCGAGAAGAAAAAAACAAGGCGCGAUCAUUUAAAAUAAGGAUGAUGUCGACGGCGGCAAGCUCAUCGGAGCACCCGCGAAGAUCUGACUACGAAUGCGAUCCGGUCACUGCGCCUGUUGAGUUCUCGCGCGACUUCCAAGAUCUGGUAUUGGUGCCGCUAAUCGAGAGCAGGCGGGUCCUCGCAAUCCGCGGCUGCCUGGAGCAAGGCGCAGAGGCAGCGCCGCGGUCACCGGUCGUCGCCGCGGCACGGCAAACGUUCUGGAUUCGGGUUCGUCAGAAGGUCGAUGGCGGAGGGGCUGCACGCCUGGCGUUGCAAUGCGGCAUCCGUCUCCUCGAGCUGGGCGAGCUCUCGGUAGCAGAGGCUUUCUUCGAGGAGGUGCUCGUGCGCGCGCGCGACCUUGUGACUAAUGAUCCCGAUGAUGAGGUUGAAGCGGCAGGAUGGCAUGCGGAUGCGACCUAUGGCCGCGUGGAGUGUGAGAUCCUUCGGAUUUUGGCCCGUGAUGGAAACGUGCGGUACCCAAGGUCAGCCCAGCGGCUACUCGCGGCCGCGAAAAGUGCUCGCAACGCAAUGGUAGACCUACUAGCACUGCCCACACGUGAUCAUGAGCGCAUUGCCUGGCUCCUGCUCAACGGUGCAAUUCUACUCCACGGAGUUGCCGAACCGCUUGCCGCGCGAGGCGGCCCCCUCGCGCGACACGCUGCCGAGCAUUUGCUAUGGGCGGCACGAGCCCUCGAUGCAAGCGUUGGCCUCGCAACAAUUAAGUGCGCAUCGGUGUACUUACUUAUGUAUGUGCUCGCUUCAUUGCUGACCAACCGCAGGUACCUGCCCGCACGAUGUCGGCUCUACGCGCUCGCGGCACGAGCAUGUGACGAUGCCGGGUGCCCAGAAGCCGCCCGGGCGGUGCUGGCACUCCUUGGUGACUCUACACAUGCUCUACGCGCCGCAGAGGAGAUGCAACAGCCACUACCGCCACCUAUUGCCGCCAAGCUCCGCGCCGCCGAUGAAGACUUGGCGAUCCUUGCAGUCGCUGCGGACGCGGCGGCGUACGGCACGCUUGCGGACGACACAGGCGACCCUGGCGAGACGGAGGCGGCAGCUGAGCCCAUUCUCACAAAUGCAGGUCUAGGUGACACUGCUACAGUGCGCGGGCGACGGCUGCGCGCACGUGCACUUCUCGAAGCGGCCGUAGUCCCAAACGCACGUGGCCUCGCCGGUGCAGUUGGUGGCCCCGGUGCGCCAUGCACGCGUGAGCGCGCGCGCCGCGCAGCGCUUGCGCGUGCGUGCGCGGAGGUAGCGGCACCAAUUAGUGGCGACAUCCCCACACUCGACGCACCGCAGCUAACGUCGCUUGCACGCACACUCUUUGUUCUUGGCGAGCGUGCAGAAUUCAGGCGCGUGGCGGCCAUUGCACAGGGGGUAGUCGACGCAGCCGCAAACAUCGCCGAUGCCGCAGACUAUUCUAGCGUUGGUGCGUUCUCAAGCGGCGCUAGCUCCGCCGGUGAAGUCGAGCCGCCUCGGGAGCUUGCUGCUGGUGCGGCUGCACCACUGCGUGCUGAGCACGCACCGGCGUAAGCCUGGUUCACAUUUGAUUUCCCGUGACAAGUGAUCGAGACUAGUCGCUUCCCACAGGCUGGAGCUCCUCAGAGCACUUGAUACAUUUCUUGCGUGGGACGGCGCAGCCGCUCGUGACGCUGCAGCCACGACAGCUGCACGCUCCGAGGCCGCACGCACAGAUGUGAAUGCUGCAACACAAUGCGGCGACAGCGAGACCUUGGCGCAGGCACGCGAAGCUGUUUCCGGAUACGUGCUCGCGGCAGAGGCUGCGGCAGCGGACACGGUCUCCGUCGUACCCUCUGAUGGCGGUUCGGUCGUGCCCAUGGCGCGUGCUAUGGCCAUUGCCACAAAACUACGCGCUGCAUGCGCCGGCAUGACCAGCUUCGCGACAGUCACGUGUCGGCCAGAUAUCCUUGUUGAUAUCGCCGUGUUCCUCUGGCGCGCGGUCUGUCUCCCUGUACUCGCAGCCCUGGAGAAGCAGCGAGUCCUUGACAUAGACACUGCGGCGACCGAGACCGUGGCGUGGCGCCAAACCAAAGGUAUUGGCAUCGCACCUGCGCCAGCGGGCGAAGAGAUCGCGCGUCUCUUCCUGACGUCCGCAUCUGCGGUCCACGUUGCACACCGCGCGGACAUUUCAAGGCCACAGACGCAUCGUAGAUAAUUCAUCGGGGCGCGCGCGUGCGUGAGAAAUCAGGGGGGUGGACGUGUGAUGCCUACGUAGGUUGUGUUGACGCGAGUGGAUGCUGACGACGCAAUACUCCGCGCGCGAGUCGCGCUCACGUUGGGUCAUGAGCUCCGCGAUCAUGCGCAUAAAUUUGCGGCCUCUGGCCGUGGCAGCAGCGGUGGCACGCUUCGCGCAGCUGUCCAGACGUUACGCGUCGCACUCAACGCGGCCAAUAGGGCACGUGCGGAGGCUGCUGAUCCAGAUCUCCACGAGCCUGUCGAGGCGGCAGAUCACGCUGCGCUCGCGCGCCAGUCCAUUACAGCCGAGGUUGAUGACGUGUCCGCUGCAGCGGCUGCCGCGGGUCGCCUAGGCGCACACGGCUAUGGCGGGUCAGGUAUUUUCGGUGCGGGCUCGCAGCUUGACACCCUAGACCAAGCGCUGGCUGCUGUGCAUCUCGACCUCAUCGACGCACGCGCCUGCGUGAAUCACCAACCCCCCGCCUCCCCCCAAGUCCCUCUCUCGAUCGCUAGCCGUAUGCCAACCUCGCACGGAACCCAGAAAGUUUCUCGGGGCGCAUUGGGAGGGAUAUUUCGUUAACUGCUCAGGCGCUUGCGCUGGCCGAGCUCGACCUGGCUGAGAGCGAGCAUCGCCCGCCACGGUGCGGCAGCCACAAGACGAACGCGCGGUCAGUCCAACCGCGUGCUGAGGCGCGCUUUCUCGCUGAGCUUGGGUGCCACCACGCCGCAGUUGCGGUCACACGCACGCGGAUGGCUGCACGUCGACCAUUGCCUGCGCGCGAUGCUGACCUCGGUGAGGCACUUCGGCUCCUCGGCGUUGCGGCGGCGCGCGAGGCUGAUCUACUGGCGAUCAUCAUGCGCUGGAAAAACACGCCAUUAGGCCUUGCGGACGUGAGCUGUGCUGCAGGCACAGCACCACCGCAGCCGGCACUUGUUUCGCGCACCCAGGCGGCGGUGACGCUCCAGCCGCGCAAGUGGAACGGGCCGCCGGGCGUCGACCAUCUCAGGUGUUUUGGGAAGGCUGCAGGCGAUUACCCGCGCUGAUUCCAAUCGCCCGCUCAUUUGAUGACCAUGCGGCCCGCCCUUUGGGGGCAGCGGUGUGCGUGAGUGUACACUGACCGUUGCUCACUGCGCCAUUGCUGACCCAAGAUAACUUGUCUUCCGAUGUCCGCACAGGUGCAGGUACUGACGUGUCUCUUACAAACGUGGAGCUGCCUGGCCUCGGCGUGCCGAUUAGAUACGACGCAACGACGGGUACAGGUGCUGCCAUCCGCGUCUCAGGGCUCUGCGCGAACGAGGCGUACGUCUUUGCUAUCGGCGCGUUCGAUGCGGCAGGCCGGCCAAUUGGGCCUAUCGGCCCAACAGGACCAGAAAUCGAUGCGCUUGUGCCUCUGCCGCUGCCACUGUGUUUUGCACUCGUAGCGCGAGAAGCGGUCGCGCUGGGGGUGGAAAGGACAGCAACCGCCGCCGCGCUUGUCGUCUAUGAGCACAUUGUUGACGUUGAUGCGUCAGGCGGCCAUGCGCUCCGGGCGGCCAGGGUCACUCGCGCAUCACUGGCCGAAGUCUAUGCGUUCGUGGACUGCGCACGUAUUCUUGCGGACUGCUCGGAAAAUGGGGGUCUCUCAUUUGCGUAUGCACCCGGCAUUCUGGAGCCUAGGGACGCAACUGGUACCGGAGACACGAACAGCGGAACGGCGAGAACAGCCACGACCGCGGCCAGUGGUGCGCUGACGGCGCCCAUCCAAGCAAUGCAAUACACUAAGGUUGAAAUCCUGCUUCGGACCGUUGAAGUCUCGGCACUGACUGUGGGGCAAGAUCCGGAGACACUGAUCGACUGCAUCAUACGAUGCUACUGCGCGGCAGUCCCGCUGCUCAAACUGCGAGCCGGGCAUCCACGUUGCCUCGUCUUUCGUGCCCUGGUGACACUACAUCAGGCGCUUUGGCUUGUUCCACUAGGUAGUUGGGACGAAACCGUGCGGGAGAUGUUUUCCUGCGUCGUCACCUGCGUUGCAAGCAGUUGAGAGGUGCAUCUGGGCCGUUGAUCAACGCAUUCCGUAUCCACGCAGAUCUCGUAUCAGGUCAUGCUUGCCGGAGACGCGUGUGCUGAACCACGUGCAGCCGCUUUUGCACUCCUCGAGCAGACGAGCGCCGUGGCGGCAACAUCUGCCGAUGUAGGCACUGGCACCAGCGUGAAGCAAAAUUUCGAUGGGAUCGUAGCGUUCCCUGCGUUGCCGCGGUCCAGUAUAGUGUGUGAGCCUCAAGCGGCACUCGUACGGACCUGGCUCGUAGACCCACGAUACCGGGUCGCCGGUGUCGAUGUACUGCGUGCGGCGGCGGCGCUAGGUCCUGCGGACGUGCAGCCUCCACCGCUCAUGCUCGCCACAGAGAACCCCCAGGCGGCGUGGGCUGCCGUCGUCGCGUGCGCUGACGACCAGUUCACGCGAGAGAAUGCAGCAUCCUCGCUGGCUAGCAGUGGGGAAGGCGCGAACGCAAGUGAAGACCGAGGUGCGGAAGUUGGAGCAGAGGCCGAGUCAGGAAGCCCACUAUUGCCCCCAUGCACGGAGAACGCACUCCGCGAGGCGUGCCGCGUCAAAGGAAUCGCCCUACGAUGCGGCUACUUUGCUCUCAUCGAGCGAUGGGCAGAAAGGACGCCGCUGGUCACUGAGGACCGUCUUGUGCCGCUCGUACGCAGGGUCCUUGCGGCAGAGCACGUGGCUGAAGUUCACGCGGCCGCAGAGCUUGCGGCAUCCGCUGCUUUUGCCACCCCACAUUGCGCCACGAUGGCUGUCGGUACGGACAAAGGCCCCAAUAGUGAUGUCGACGAUAAUCUUGCACUUGCGUCCGCGCCGGACCCAGCAGCCGUGGUCAGGGCUGCGGCCGUGACUGCCGCGCGCGAGGUGCUUCCGUAUUUUCGGCACGUCACUAGUGUAGGAGCAGGUGUUGAUGGCGACGCACUGUCGGCUGCUAAAACUGCCGAUACCUGUGACCUCGACCCCUCGUCGCAAAUGGCACCGCUGGCCACUGCAGCAGGCCCGCGCCCGCGUCGACGUCGAUAUUUGAAUGACCCGCCAACCAGUCGAUCGAUCGAUAGAUCGCCCGGGGCAUCGACAUCCGGCCGCGCAGGUCAGCUCCUGUGGCUUGCGGAGAUGGAGAAGCUUCGUGGCCUGGCGACAUUGGCGACGCUUUGCGCGGGGCCGGGUCACGGCAAUAACAGCGACAACACUGAUGAUAAGACGGUUGACGGUAUCCGUGCUCUCGGCUGUGUUGGCGCGUUCGACACAGACGUAUGCAGCGCAGUCUCACAAGGAUACCUCAAUGGUGACGACGGUGGCGUCGGUGCCGAGCCCUCGACCCAAGUGCUCGAGAAGCGUGCGGUGGCAGGCACGGCAAUCGAUGCGCGCACAGGCGCAGUUGCUACGCUAGCAGCCGAGGUCGCGCGCGACGCUGUCGCUGCCACUGAGUCGGCAGCGCGUUGCUCUGGGGACCAAGUAUUGUCAAUUGACAAUACAGGGAUUACGCCGAGCGCGUCGGCCGCUGCACGCUUUUCCACCGCCGUGCGUUACCUAGCGCGCGCAGGGACUCGCGCACGUGAGGCCCGAGCCUGGCACUUGGCGGUGUGCGCCUGUAAACAUAUCUGGAAUGCAACUGCAAGCCUAUGGAUUUCGCCGCUAGCUUUCGCGCCACGCGCUCUUGCGAUCGCGCGCUUUGAGGACCAACCACAGCUAGAUCCUGCGCCCUUUGUCGAAGCUUCUUACGUGCUACUAGAUGUCCUUGCCCGCGCACCACAUGCAUCGGCAGCUAGCAAUUGGCUGCGACCACCUUCAGUUAUACGUUCGACGGCCAGUGGCAACGACAAGGACCACGUUCGAGCAGAAGCAACAGAAGCAACAUUAGUUGGCGAGGUAUCAACUCGCGACGUCGAGCUUACGUACGCUCAUAAUGGUAGCGACACGUUUCCAUCCGAGGCGCUCGCUGCCGUAGGACUAGACCCUGAGUGGGUGUGCCAGUUUGUCGCGUACACGUUACGGUGUCUUGCCUAUGCACGAAGGUGGGACGUCCUCCCGCCGCUCGCAAGGCGUCUUGUGGCGUCAAAGGCGGCGAAGGUAUGCGCAAUAGCUGACGAUGGCGGGCUCGCGCCCGUGUGGACAUACAAUUUCUUUGUGACUCCAGCUAGCUCGCACGGUUAGCUUGAGCGACGUGCUCUCACCGUCCAGAGAAGGGAGGAGAAUUGGAGGGGAGGGGGAGACAGUAUACAUCUCUAGCAUCGCAUCACGCACCCAACUGAUUUUCACGCAGGCCCAUCACAGCGAUACUCAGUGAGGUGCAUGCGCUGACCGUCCACGCACACGAUCAGGUAGUUCGCCGCGCAGCUGCUCGCGUGCACCGUGCUGAGGUCAUACUCACUGACGUCGAGACAAAAGUCGAGGUGGCGACAACACGACGCGCAAGCCGGCGUCGGUCGCGCUCGGGCCGGAGUCAACGCGUUGAAGAGCGGUCGGCGGAGGAACGUGCACUUGAGACGCGGUGUCAAGUAUGGGCUGACCUAGUGGGGUCAGCGCGUGCAGCGCACCAGGUGGCCGAUCACUGUGCAGAGGUCGCUCGGGCGGCUGAUCGCGAGUACCGAAAGGCGCGGCCGCUCACGGCCGAGGCGCUCGAUGCAUGCCGCACCAGUUUUCGCCGUGCGGUUGCCACUGCAACCAAACCUGACGCCGCAGCCACUCUAGCUAAUGUUCGCGCAGCUGCAGCAGCCUACCGGCACGCUGCUAAGCUCAUUCGUGAACGCCGAGAGCCGCUACUACUUGCCCAGGCCUACAAGGACGAGGGAGAUCUUCACCUUGCCGCAAAUGACGUUGAAGCGGCUGGCAUAGCCUGGCAUGAGGGUAUCGACGCGCUGUUUUCGGCUCGUAAUGCAGCCUCCAGUUGGCGGGCUGUCCUCGGUGGUGGUGUUAUCGACCCCGCCGGGCCUGCAGCCAGUGCGUGGCUUCACGCGACACUGGGUCUAAUAGGUUGCCUUGUGGGCGGCACGCUUCUGGGUCGCAUCGCUCGGCACGUGUGUCGUGACAAUUUCGAUGCCAGGCUCGAACGCGCACGCUUUGCAGCGUGUAUGUUCCGAGCGGCCUUUGCUGCCACAUUGCCACACCCGGGUACGCAUCUCAUGCGCCCUGGCGGUCAGCGCUGCCUACCGGGCGUCGACGCGGCUUUUGCGCGCUAUGAACCUUCGCUCCUCGGCGCGCUCCCAACGCCUCUUUUCGGUGCGCCGCGGCGUCUCGCACCGCGUGCGCUCGCGAGCGCGGUAGUUACGACCAUUGGCGCACUCGUUCGUGCGGAUCGCGCACCGGCUGCGCUUCCGCUCGCUUGUCUCCUCGAACACAUAGCAAUAAGUCAUCGCUUUGACGUGCGAAUGACCGCACUCGCACGUGUGACGCGACUUGGUGCGCUCAUCGGGGCUGGCCUUGUCGCUGAGGCGGCAUCGGUCCUCGCCGCGCUGCUUCGCGGCGCCAAUUUGCCUGAAGUUGAUGGUGCAUAUGUGGGCUACGCGACCCGCGAGCCCAUGCGCACUUCUAGCGCGGACGCUGGGGACCCGCCACCAGCAUCGGGGACGCUCCCAUUCUGCGGUUUCGCGUCAUGGAAUGCGGCCCUGCCGCCCGACGCGGCUGAGAACACGGCCGCCACUACAUGGCUCGCUGGCUGGGGCAGUUGCGGCGACGAAGACGCUGAGAGCACCACCACCAUGUUCCGGCGUGCGGGCGACGCGGAGGGCGUGGCGGGUAUUGCGCUUGCCGCCCGGCUGCCGCGUGGUUGCGCCGGCCUUCAUUCGCUCAACUUGGUAGCGGCUUAUGGCGCCAAUGUGCUCGUGGCGCUUUCACUUGCCCGCGCGGAGCUAUUGCUGGCGUUGGCUGUCGGCGCUGGUGAGGUCGGUCCUGGAGCAAGUUUGCGCGAGACGGUAGAUGCCAUAGCCACCGAGGUCCAAACGACUAUGGUAGAAGCUCAGAGCGGCAGCGAGGGAGUUGGCAGUGACUCGUGGGCGCGUGUACGCGACACUUCACGGUGCCUGGACCUCCGCGCGCGAUGCGCGCUUGCAUCGAACCGUCCAGCGACUGCGCACUGCCACGCAGCGAUGCUAUUGGCGCUGCUCCAGCGUCAAUGUCGCAGUAGCGAUGGCGCCACACGGGCGCACAUGCCUGACGCAGCGGCAUACGACGUAGAUGCGAGUUUCUGGGCGGCCGGCCGCGCGUACCUCGCGCAAUGUGCGCUUCUUCAAAGACGUCUAGACAACGCUAUGGUGCAUUGUGAGCUUGGGACGGCCGAGGCAGACGUCGUGCGCGACGCCUGUGGUGCACGUGAUCUCGCCUCCGUGGCAAUUGAGGCGGCAGUGAGGCGCGGUAACGACGCUACGACAACACUCGCGGCCGCCGAAGCGCUGAUCAAUGCUCAUGAUUGUGUCGAUGUGCCUCAUCGCAGCUAUGUACGUGCGCUGGUUGGUGCUGCGGGCCUUCAGCGGUGCGCGGCGCUCGCCGAGGAUGAGAUUGAGGGGGCACUGGCGCACCUCGAGGCCGCGCAUGCACUUCUGGCGCGCGCAGACGCGUCGCUGCUCCAACAGGCUGCCGAUCGAGCGUGGAUUGGGCUUCAGGGCAACGAGAGCGUAUUAGCACCCGAAGCAGGACCUCCCGUGAUACCACUGGCAAACUUGUACCUUGCACCUCUCAGAAUAUUGCCUGUAGUCCGCACUGCGACUGCUGAAACGCUCCUAGACCUGGCAACGGCGGCCGAUUUGCUGGAUGAUGAUGCUAGUUUAAUGCUCCGGGCGGCUGCUCGCGACGUUGCCGAGGCCGCUUUGGCAACUGCGUGCCAUGUGGUGACGCCAGCACCAGCGCUUCGUGCUACAGCACUUCUUCUAGCGGGUCGAGCGCAACGCGAGCUCUUUCAGCGCCAUGGAACCGUAGGUAGUGCUAGAGCAGCACGCGAUGCACUCAUGACGGCACUCUCCAUUUCGUACGAGUGUGGUCAUGACCACGUUGCCAUGCGUGGUGCGGCACUUGAGCUUGUUCGACUUCACUGCGGGCCAGAAGGCGGCGGCGCCGUCGCCCCCGCACGCGAGCUUCAGCUUGCGACGCAUUUCCUUUCUCUAGCCGCGCUUCUCGCGCAGCAGCGGUGUUUAUUGGACUUUGAAGCGGCGACACUUGCCGCUGGUGCGCCGGCGCCUGGCUUCAGGGACGCGUUCAGUGUGGCCGAUCGUGAGGACAUGGGUGUUCAUGACGGUGCCGACAUCGCAGUUGCGACUGCCGUCCGCCACCUGCUCGCACUCCGGAGAGAGACGGAAAUUCCUGGCGCACUGCUUGACGUGCUUGCCAUCCGUGCGCACGCCGCGGCGUGCCGCAUUCACGAAAUCCUGCGCGAGUACCUCCCUGCCUAUCGAGAAGCCUGCUGUAUGGACUUAGACACGCUCAUACUCGCAGACAACGUCGUGCCGGCCGUGCCCGAGGCACUCGUCUGCGUCCAGUGGGUCGCAGCGCCGCUUGAAGGUAUUCGUAGUGAUUCGGGUAUAUAUCCAACUGUCGAGGCCUACGUCCUCCUUGGCGUUGUCGCCGAUCAUGCGGGCGUGGGUCGAUUCGCCAAUGCGCCUCACCUCCUCAAGAUCCACGCCAUAACUUCUGCCGAUGUCAGUGCAAUGCGGCGCCGCUGUGCCAAGCUCCGCUACGCACUUCAGCGCGCUGGUGGCUGCAUCCCACGGGUACUCCGAGCUGAGUUUGACGUGAUUCUCUGCGACAUGCAUGCCAUCCUCCACCCAGGCUCAACCAACGCACGCGCACUUAGCGGCGAGCCGGUCGACUCGACUGGCGCGUCCCUGGACGUCGAGUGCACUGCGGACACGCUUUUGCUCCUCGGUCAAUUCUUCUCCAGUGAACUUGGGACCCGCAUAUCACACAAUGCCCUCUGCUAUUUUCUCCGUGAUGUCUUUGAGCCUAGCAUCUCGGCAUAAACUUGAGCUUGAGUAAAUGAACUUGAGUAACUACAGGGAGAAGGCCUCUAGAGGCUUGGUGUAUGUCCUUUUCUUUAGGUCCGGAGAUCUGGUAGCAACUUUCAAGUUGAAAUGAGGCUGGCAACAACCGUGACUUGAUGCGUCUGCAGGACUCGGAGAGCCAAAAAAUAAUACUAGAUGAUGAGGAGAAGGACGAUGACACUCCAUGGGUCAAACAGACACAUGGGAAGCAUUCAGGGGACUAGGAUAUAUUCUCCGCAGCCUGAGGUCUCAGGCUGGGCCAUUAGUCCCCCCCGGCGGCGCCAGGGGUCACUCCUUGGGUCAUGGGUCAUUUGCAAUCUAGUAGUAGUAGGCUACCGUGGGUACUAGUAGUAUAAUAGUACAAAACCGUGACACUGGCAAAUAAUAUAAUAACUUGAAUCACUCGAAUAAAAA
Molecule: messenger RNA, 10785 nt
Organism: Pelagomonas calceolata
Lineage: Eukaryota; Pelagophyceae; Pelagomonadales; Pelagomonadaceae
Source: the annotation of a GenBank genome assembly